This is a messenger RNA of Grus americana (Whooping crane), 8095 nucleotides long. It is a transcript of the gene CNTRL, whose product is annotated as centriolin. Gene Ontology annotation, molecular function: protein binding. The transcript has 45 exons. The record is from RefSeq and is a predicted model, not a curated record. NCBI's taxonomy places the organism in Eukaryota, Metazoa, Chordata, Aves, Gruiformes, Gruidae. The coding region runs from base 438 to 7526 and encodes 2362 amino acids.
CCGCCUGGCGCUGAGGUGAAGCGGCCGUCAGCAGCAGGAAUGGGAGAAAGAGCAGCGCACGCGCCGCAGGGUCCGUCAGCGGCGGGAAAGCCGCGCUAGAGAGGGGCGUGGCUUCGCGAAGACCUGCCCCGCCCCUUCCCCCGGCCCGCUCACCCGUCGCCAGCCAACAACCAGACAAAAUGGCGUCGGCUCGGCUCCUCACGCUGGGCUCUUAAAGGAGCCGCAGCACACCGGGCCUGGUGGCCGGUAGAGACGACCAACAGUCAGUGGAGGAAAGAAAGUGGGAGAGAGGUGUGCGGAGAAACGGUGCCUUCACGCGGGGUCGCCCGGAGGCCGCCCUGCUCACCACUGCCUCGGCGGCGACGAGCGGGAAGCGGUGAAACGGCGUUACCAUGUCAACGCAGAUACUGGUCAUAUGAUAUUCUGUACUUUCGGCAAUGAAGAAAGGCUCAGUAAGAAAAGCAUUAUGUAGAAAAACACAGAAGUCAGCAUCUCGGACACCUAGUCCAAUGUCUCCUGUCAGUUCAAGUAUGAGAUCGCCAUCUCCUCUUAGCCAACAGACAUCUCCAUCUGCUUGCAAAAGCACGGAGCAGAGGAACCAACAACUUGAUAUUACAGCAGAAAAUGUAGAAGCUGAUUUUGAGUAUAAGUUUCAUAAAGAUGAAAAUGGUGUUAGUGCAGGAGUUAGGUACAUUACCGAACCUCUUAUAAAAAGUCUGUCAAAACAGGACAAUUUGGCAUAUAUAAGCUCACUGAAUCUUUCUUCCCCAAAGGAUGGGGACAAGAAAUUUAAGUACAUAGAAAACUUGGAAAAGUGCUCUAAACUAGAGACACUAAAUCUUAGUAACAACCAAAUAGAGAAGAUUGAGAAGUUGGAUAAAUUGAUGAAGUUGCGUGAACUCAAUUUGUCUUGCAACAAAAUCAGUAAAAUUGAAGGUAUAGAACAUAUGCAGAAUCUACAAAAGCUCAACCUUGCAAGGAAUGAGAUUGAGCAUAUUCCUGCGUGGGUAGGGAAGAAACUGAGAUCCCUGCGCAUCCUUAAUUUGAAACAGAAUAAAGUAUCAUCACUCCACGAUAUAGCUAAACUAAAGCCUCUACAAGAUCUGACUUCUCUAUUCCUUGCCGAUAAUCCAGUUGUAAGUCUGCCUCACUACCGCUUGUACACCAUAUUCCACUUGCGAGCACUGGAGAACUUGGAUGGACAGCCAGUGACAAAUCAUGACAGGCAGAAAGCUCUAGAGAGGUUUAAUUUAGAAGAGAUAGAAAAAUUAGAGAGAGAGUUGGAAAACACAAUAAAGGAGAUGGAGAACCUUAAACUUAACCAGUCCAAAGUGCUUGAGCAACUUCACCAUCAAGAUGAAGUCAACAAAUCAUUAAAAGAAAAGACUUUGCAACAGAAACAAAGCUACGAAGACCUACAAAGGGACCUGGACACCAAAAAUGAAUUGCUGGUGUAUUGGUUUGUCACAGUUCCCUUUCCACAGAGCCUUUAUUCCUCACUAAAGUUAAAGCAGAAGACAAUGGAGCUAACCCGAGCUUGCCAGAAGCAGUAUGAAUUGGAGCAGGAACUGGCAUUUUAUAAGAUUGAUGCAAAAUUUGAGCCAUUAAAUUAUUUUCCGUCAGAGGAUGUUGAACUUGAUAAUGUACCUGGUGAAAGCCCAUACAUUGGUAAGGCUAGGUAUAAAAGAAAUAUGUUUAUAAGAGAAGGCUAUAUUGCUAACAAAGCUCAGCAGAUGGAGAUUGGAAAAAUGCAACUAGAUGAAGAUGACUUCUCUAGGAAUCCCCAGCUGAAAUUGCAGCUCCAAACUCUAGAUGAGCUACUAGAGGGUAAAGAAAAAAAGAUUAAUUCAGCACAGAGAAGAUUAGAAGAACUGCAAAGUGCAAUAGGAAAUGCAGAGCAACAAAUUUUGGAAGUAACAGGGGAACUGCAACAACUGGAGGAUGCUCUGGCUCAGAAAAAAAUAUCACAGGCCAACAAGGAAGGUAUUGAACAGCAACUGAGUGAAAAGAUACAAAUCCUGCACCAGCUAUGCAAGGGAGCUUUAGAACUGGAAAAACAAAUGGAGAAACAGAAAAGAGAAAUAGCAAAAAACCAGAAAGAGCUUGAAGAUUUGCAGAGAUCUCUUGCUUCUGUAAAUCCUGAAGAUCCAAGACAGGCUCACAUGAAAGCUCAAAAAGCAAGUAAAGAACAGCAAUUUGAUGUAAUGAACAAACAUUACAAACAGCUUGAGAGUCGCCUGGAUGAGAUGCUCUCUCGGAUUGCUAAGGAAACUGAGGAAAUCAAGGACUUGGAGCAACAGCUCACUGAUAGUCAAAUAGCAACAAAUGAAGCACUGAAAAGGGAUUUAGAAAGUAUUAUCAUUGGAUUACAGGAAUACCUGGAAAGUGUUAAGUGUCAGGCAAAACAAGCCAAUGAUGAAUGUAAGGAGUUGCAGAAGGAUAAAGAAUCUUUGCUACAAAGAUUGGCAGAUCUAGAGGAGGAAAGAAACAACCUGGAAAUAGUUGCCAUGGAUGCUGAAAAUAUGAGAAAAGAAAUUACAAUGCUCGAAGGUGCACUCCAAGAGCAGCGAGAAAUAAACGAAUCGCUUAAAGAUGCACAAGGGGACAUCAGUGCCUAUGAGGCUGAACUGGAAGCCCAGCUAAGAGACAGAGACGCUGAAGCCAAUCAGCAAAAAGAAGAAUUUGAAAGACUGAAACAACUUAGCCAGAUGGAACUGUCAGCCCUGCAAGCUGAACUUGAAAAAGAAAGGCAAGCAUUAGAGAAUGCUGUGACCAAAGCACAACUAGCAGAAGAGAAGGAACAACAAAAUUAUAAGCUCCUUUCUCAGUUCAAACAAUUGCAGGGAGACAACAAUCUCCUGAAACAACAGCUUAAAGAUCUUCAGAAUCAGCUAAACCAUGCGGUCGGUAACUUAAUUCAUCCUGAGGAAGUCUUAGCUCGUAUAAAUGAACUCAAGCAAAAGCUUCAGACAGGCGUUGGAGAGAUUAAAUGUCAGAACUCAGCUGAUGUCUUAGGAAAAAGCCUUGCAAAUCUGCAGAAAGAAUUUAAUGACAUCCUUGCUGAUGCUCAGAGAGAAAAAGAGAAAGCAUGGACUAGACAGAGACAAUUGCAGGAAGAAAUGGUAUCACAGCAGGAAAAACUGGAAGAAGUACAGGAGAAAUAUAAACAGGUUAAAGCUGAAAACAGGCAGAAUAAGAACAAAGUCCAUCAGUUAGAGAAUGAAAUUCAACAUUUACAUGAAAAAAUAAAGAGCAUGGAAGAAAUUCAGGGCCUUGCUGAUCAACAGCUCCAAGAGGCAGAUGAAGAGAAAGAGACUAUUCUUGCUCAGCUGGAAGAUUUAGAGAAAAGGAAAAAAAUAGAAGAUGCCAGGGCACAAAUGCAAUUUGUUAGUCUAGAUAAAGAACUGAAGGAGUUAAAGAGAGCAAUCAUCACUUCAGAUAAACUGGCAGCUACAGAACUCUCCAUUGCUAAAAAUCAGCUAAAGGCUCUUCAUGGGACAGUUCUCAGAAUUAAUCAGGAGCGAGCUGAGGAGAUUGAGGAAGCCGAAGAGUUCUGUGCUGAGGCAGCUCAUGCAGCUCGGGAUCUUGCCAGAGCAGAAGCAGAAAUAGAAUUCUUACAACAGCUCCUCAAAGAGAAGGAAGAACAAUUUCAGCAUGAAAUGGAGAAAGCUGGUGAGAAGACUGUUGCAUCAAACUCCCAGAAGUUUGAAAUUGAUAAACUAAAGGAAGCUAUGGAGCAACAAAAAGCAGAAAUUGACCGUUUAAGAUGGUUGUUGGAUAACAUUGGUACAGGUAAUAAAGAUGAAAUUGACAACUUACAAGAUGAAAUCGCAGCACUCAGAAAUGUGCUUUCAUCCCAGAAUGAUUACAUCACCAGUAUAGCGGAUCCAUUGAGAAGGAGGGGAUACUGGUAUUACAUGCCAUCAUCGCAGGCUUCAACUCCCGGUUCCCGUAGCACAAAAGAUUCUGGAGUUUGUUUACUCUGUUCUGGCACAUCCCCACCCAGACGAGGGUGCGGUGACAACAGGCAGUGUGGGAAGGAAGGCUUGCCCAGUCAUGGAGGAUGUUGGGUUUAUUCACCUGUCAGAAAUAGGUUGUACAAAUCAAAUUCUGGUAAAGAUAGAAGAGCAAAAGGAGAUAGCGAAGGAAAUGAAGAAACUUGUGUUCCCAAAGACCCUCCCUUUGUACCACCACCUGGUACAGUUAUUUACACGGUCCUUCCAGAUGGUGCCCCCGUACCUCAGGGAACUGUGGUUUAUGGCCCUCCUCCUGCAGCAGCAAAUGGAGGUUCAGUUGCUCCUGGAUCUGUCAUCUAUGGCCCACCUCCUGUGGGAGCCCAGGUUGUUUACGGCCCUCUUCCUCCAGCCUUCACUGUCCCGCUCAUUCCUGUUGGAGUGCUUCACUGCAAUGUGCCUGAACAUCAUGAUUUGGAGAGCGAAGUCUCAAGGCUAGAAGACACUGUGUAUUAUUUAAAGUCUCGGAAAUACAAAGAUAAAUGGUCAGAGGCAGCUGAGCAUAAAUGCAAAAAAGAGGUGGAAAAAUUGCAUCAAAACAUUGAAGAACUUCUGCAUGAAAGAGAAGAGUUGGAACAUGAAGUAGCAGAGCUACGAAGAGCAGCUCAAAAACAUAACAAACGCAAGGACUUUAUUGAAGGGUAUACCAACAACGUUAUUGCAGAAUUGCAGUUAGAAAAGUCUCUUAAACACCAUGAAGAUAUUGCAGAUGAAAUUGAAUGUAUAGAGAAGACUCUUCUGAAACGACGAGCAGAGCUUAGAGAGGCAGAUAGGCUACUUGCAGAAGCUGAAGUGGAACUUGAGAGCACACGGGGGAAGACUAAAGACACUAUUCAAAAGCACAAUCACGCCAAACAGUGUUUGUCCCGCACUGAAACUGAGGCAAAGGAGCUGGAGCGAAGGGCUCAGGAAAUGGCCGUUAAACUUGUGAAAGCAGAUCAACAAUUAAGGUUAUUACAGGCAGAUACAAGGGAUUUAGAACAGCAUAAGAGGGAACAAGAAGGUAUUUUGAAGGAAAUCAACAAAAUGGUGGCUGCAAGAGACUCUGAGUUCCAGUCAUUAAACCAGAAGAUAGAAAUGCUAACUGAAAGUCUUCAGAAGCUUCAAGGAGAUAUUCAAGUUGCAGAAGGUAAUGAAGAACAUCACCUCCAAAUCCUCAGAGAAGCAGAAAACCUUCUUCAAGGCAAGAAAACCGAAUUGGAAAGAUUAAAAGAUCAGAUUACUGCUCAGCAACAAGAGCUCUUGUUUCUGGAGCAACAGUUAAACCAAAGAAAAGAAGAGCUCCAUGUCCUUCAAGACUGUAUUUCCCAAAAGAAAGGUGACCUCAAAGAAGCUCUUCGAGACGGAGAGACUGAAGCAAAUGAAAAGCUACGCCAAAUAAGAGAAAUAAAACUACUUCUGGAAGAGCUUAAUGUUGAGAGGAAAGAACUGGAUGUCCAGAUUAAUGAGAAAAGAGCACAGCUUUCCUUCAUAAAGAAGGAUAUUGGAAAAGAGGAAGAAAAUCUUCAAGGAAUAGUUGGGCAAAUUACCAGGCAUAAGAUAGAACUGAAACAUGUUCUGGAAAUGCUGGAGCUUGAAAAUAAUGAACUUCAAGGUUUGAAACUACAACAUGACCAAAAGGUCAAUGAGCUAGAAAAGACUCAGGCUGCAAUUCUAGAAGAGAAGUUAAAACUGGAGAAGAUUCAGAGAUUAUUCCAGUGUCAGCAAGGGGAAGUAGACUGGCAGGAACAACUGCUUGAGAAAGACCGUCAGGAAAAUGAACAUCUGGUUUCUCAAAUGCGCACUCUGCAAAAUAAUAUUGAGUCUUUGAAUAAAGAAAAAGAAAAGCUUGAAGAGGACUGUCAGAGUUUGGAAAAGAAGUUGUCACAAACCAGAAGAGACUUAACUGCUACUGAAGACAGCAGCAGAACUGCGUUGGCCAACGUAGAAAAAAUGGAACUGGAUGUUAAAAACCUGCAGCAGGAGGUAGAUCUACUGAACAAACAAAAAAAAUCACUGAAUGGAGACAUUAUUGUUGUACAGAGAGAUCUUCAAGAAAAAAAGGAAGAACUAGAAACACUGAAAGGAGAAUUAAAUGACUCCAGGCAACAGCUUCAACUGGUAGAGCAGGAUUUGAAAAAUAAUACAAAGCAUCAGGAUGAGUUGCUUAGAGAGCAGGCAACCCUGAAAGAAGAUAUCCUAGAAUAUUUAAGGAAACAUAAGGAUUGCCAAGAGAGACAGAAAAAGAAGGAGAACCAAUUGCAGCAGCUCCAGAAAGAGAUUGAAGAGAAGGAAACAGAACUCGCCAAACAAGAAGCGAUUCUUCACCGCCUCAAGCAAAAUUCAGAGCGUGAAGGGAAAAAAAUGGAUGAACGUAUUGCGAAGGUGAAAGAUCAGAAAACACUAUUGGAAAAGGAACUAACAGAUCAACAAAAGAAACUGGAGCAGGCAGUAACGAAAGUAAGGCUAGCAGAAGAAAACAUCAGGAAGCUGGAAAAGGAGGAGUCUCGAUAUGCAGCACUUGAAGAAACUGUCAGAAAAAGCAAACAUCAGCUCUCAGAAAAAGAAUUACAAUUACAACAAAAAAACAGAGACAUACAGUCUCUUCAAAAAGAACUGGAAGUCUCCAAGUCUGAGCUAAACCAUCUACAAGAUCGGAUAGCAUCAGAGAGGAAAAAAGCAGAAAAACAAAUCUUGAGUCUGAAAGAAGCAAUGAAAGUGCAAAGGAUGCAGCUUGAAAGAAAACUGCACGAACAAAAGCAUGAAAAUACCUGUUUGCAGGGUGAUAUAGCAACUGCUGAACAAGUAGCACACAGUAACCAGGAACGAGCCAGGCGCCUUGUUGAGGACCUUGGGCAGAUCCAGCAGGACUACGUGGAUCUCCACGCCCAGGUUAAAACUCAAGAAGACCUGGAAAAGAGACAAAGGGAAAUAAAGGAUGCAACAACGUUGCUUAAACUGGAGGUUGAAGAUGAAAUUAGGUUGGGGUUUAAAUCUUCGAGCCCAUCUUCUCUGCAACUGUUGGAAGAUUUGGAUGCAUCGUCUGAAGAAAAGGGAAGUCUGCAGUGUGAAUCUGAUAGCUUGGAGGAGACUGGUCCAUUUGCUGCUGCUGACAAACGACUCCUCUCACUGGAAGAGAAGUUGAAUUUUUCUAAAGUCUUCCUAAUGGACGAACACUGGCGUGGAGAGGCUCUCCGAGAGAAACUGCAGCAUCAUGAGGAUCGGCUGAAGGCCCAGCUCCGGCAGUGUAUGUCCAAGCAAGUGGAAGUAUUAAUCAGAGGAAAACGGCAAACAGAAGGCACCCUGCACAGCUUGCAACGACAGGUGGAUGCGCUAGAUGACCUGGUCAGCAGCACUGCUUCAGACCCGCUGUUUCUAGCUCAAAGCUCAAGUCUGGUAGCUCUUCACGAUGCUCUGAGUUUAACAAAGACACAGGCUACUCUGACACAACUCACACGCUUCCCCAGCAGGCCAACAGGUGUUUCAGUGGGGUCUCGGAUGCUGCGCUCCAGCCUGCAAGGAAUUUCUCAGUGAAGGCCAGAGAGCUGCCAUACAUUGGAAGAAAAGCUUCAAGUGCAUCUCCAGCUGUUCCUCAGAAGUGGCCUGCCAGCAGGAGUUACAGAGUCCCUCAGGACCAGGAAAGCCUCUGUACAGCUGUAACUGCACCUGUGCAACAGCUGGAACAGGCUGGGGGCAGAACCACGCAGGCAGCAAGGCCUGACCUGCACCAUCAGUUACACCCUGCAAGAUUUCUACCUCACACCACUGCAAGUGUUUUCUAAAAGGGUAUUUGCCACCACUGACAAACUGCUGGCUGCAGGCCUGUGCUCUACUGUGAAGUUCUUGUACGAUUGAGUAACUGAACUUGAUGUAUAUAAAGUUUUUUAAAAACUUUAUUUUAAAUGCAGAUUUAACUCUGCAGCCAGAACAACUCCUAUUUAAGUGUGGGUAUUUGUCACUUUCCACUUUAAAGAAAACUUGUACCAAGGACAGAGUUGUCCCUUUACCUGUUGCCAAAUGCCUGGAUGUUUUAAAUACAAUUAUUUUUGAGUACUUGAUAUAAAUUUGAGUGACUGAUGCUUGCUUUUAUCCAUGGUUGUCUG